Molecule: messenger RNA, 4313 nt
Organism: Nanorana parkeri
Lineage: Eukaryota; Metazoa; Chordata; Amphibia; Anura; Dicroglossidae
Gene: GREB1L
Product: growth regulation by estrogen in breast cancer 1 like
Exons: 21
Coding region: 1-3894 (1297 amino acids)
Biological process (GO): multicellular organism development; kidney development
Source: RefSeq, a predicted model, not a curated record
AUGCCCGGUGACGAUUUAGACAGGUUGCUGGAAAAAAUUCAGAGGAGGAGGGGAGAUAAUGUAAUCAUUCCUUUUCAUGGUGAUGUGAAAGAAUGUGUCUCUUCCCAGGAAGCAGCCUGCAUGGUUCCUGCACACAGCAGAGGUUGUAACACAGAUAACUUUCAAAUAUACCAAUCUCAACUGAUGGUUGCUCGGAAGCUCCUCUCCCAGGUGUGCGCAAUUGCAGACAGCGGCAGUCAAAGUUUGGAUUUAGGACGGUUCAGCAAGGUGGAUUUCCUUAUAGUUGUUCCUCGCUCAGAAAUACUGGUACAGCAGACUCUUCAAAGGAUUAGACAGUCUGGUGUGGUGACUGAUUUGGGUCUAGAAGAAUUAGCAUUUGCACCUCAGCGUGCAGAAAAGUAUGUGCUUCGACUAGAUGGAGAUUUUCAAGUCAAGUUUGAUGCCUUUAUGAAAAAAGUGAAACAGAAUCCUUAUACUCUCUUUGUUCUUAUCCAUGAUAAUAGCCAUGUGGAUUUAACCAGUGCCAUGUCAGGAUCAUUGCCCCUUGGAGAUUCUUCUCAGGGACUUUCUGACCGAAUUGUUAAUGGUCAUGAAGUGCAGGAAGGCCUGAAUCUCAUAGUGCUACAAGUCAGUGCAUUUCCAUAUGCUUUACAGACACAGCAGUCCAAGAUCAGCCCCAGCAAUGAGGUGCACUGGAUUCAGCCAGACAUGGCAGAGGGUGUAGCUGGAGAGGAAAUGGUCUACUUUGGAAUUAAUGAGUACAGCAAAUCUCUACAGUGGGGUAUUACUAGUCCUUUAUUGAGAUGUGAUGAAACAUUUGAAAAAAUGGUCAACACGCUUCUGGAAAGAUACCCAAGGCUUCACAGCAUGGUAAUAAGGUGCUACCUUCUUAUUCAGCAAUAUUCUGAAGCUCUUAUUGCUUUAACCACCAUGACCUCGCUCAGAGACCACACCACACCAGAGACGCUGAGCAUUGUGGAUGACCUGCUUAGCUCCCCGGGGAAAGACAAAAGUGGCCAGGGACACAUGCUUAUCAUCCGAGUACCUUCAGUACAGCUGGCAAUGUUGGCAAAGGAGCGACUGCAGGAAGUGAGAGACAAACUAGGGUUGCAGUAUCGCUUUGAAGUGCUUCUUGGUAAUCCUGCUUCUGAACUCUCUGUUGCCAAGCACUUUGUCACUAGAUUAAAGAUAUGGAGCGGAUGUGAACAAGAAGACUGGGUUCCUAGAACAUUCAAAGACCUCGAAGGUUUACCUUGUAUUGUAGUUCUUACCGGCAAGGACCCCCUUGGAGAAACCUUUCCCAGGGUGUGUGUAUACUGUGACCUCCGUCUAAUAGAUUCCAGUUUCCUAACACGGACAGCGUUGGAGCAAGAAAUAGGCCUGGCUUGCGGUUAUGUAUCAAGGGAUGUCAUUAGAGAACCAAUGACUGCGUUGGACCUCAGUGACAAAGAAGUUGACAAGGUUAACAGCAUUGCAAAUGACUCCGAUGAUCUGUUUAUUGACCUAGACAGACCACAAAGUACUGGCAGUGAAGUCACUGGGACUUCAGGUUCCAUAGCAGAAAAUGGAGUCAGUUCAUCAAGCACAGCUGAGGAGACACAGAGACAACCAUUAAACCCUGACUUUCCAAUUAUAGCAAACAGCUCCCUGGAUGAAGGAACGUACCCCAAUUCUACAGCCAGUGAGCUCAAGCCAGAAUGCGACUCUCUUGGAGCACAAAUGGCCAGCAGCACAACAUCAAAAUUAUCCUCUUCCUCAUCACAAACUCUCCAGUGGACUAACCAAUCGGGAAAAAAGAGCAGGACGUUGAGUUUAACAUUGCCACGUAUCGUGGUUCUCUCAAGAGCUACUUACAAUCUCUUGGCUUCUCAUAAAAAUGGACAGGCACUCUCUACAGUUUCCCUCUUGCCCCAUGCUGAUGUUAGUUGGCUGAGAUCACUCAGACCUUUAAUUUCCAAAGACUUGAGCAGUGACGAGCAAUCACUUUACUACCGGCAGUGGACAACAGCCAGACAGCACCAUGCAGACUAUGUAAACCCCAGUGAGCAGUUGGGCACAAGGACUGUUCAUCCACGGCGUCUUCUUCUGACUGGACCACCACAGGUAGGAAAGACUGGUGCUUACCUGCAAUUUCUUAGAAUACUUUAUCGCAUGCUGAUUCGACUCUUGGAGGUAGAUGUCUAUGAUGAGGAAGAGAUCAACAAAGUUGAGGAAGGACAGGAGGAGCUUCCAACAAAUUAUGAGCUUUGGCCAGAUAUUGAAGCGUUCAGCAAAAUUCCUUUUGAUGUCACAAUACAUGAUCCAAAAUAUCGACAUGUCAGUCCACUCUACACUGGCCAAACCAAGCAAGACUCCUCUGGAGGUCAUUCUGAUGAAUCUCGGAAACGUGAAACCGUUUCUAUGAUGCUGACAAAAUAUGCAUCAUACAAUACUUUCCACCACUGUGAGCAGUGUCACCAGUACAUGGAUGUCGGCUCUGCAUCACAGAUGCCUGAUUCUACCAUACAUGCCUUUACCUUUUCAUCCUCGAUGCUUGGUGAGGAGGUUCAACUUCACUUCAUCAUCCCCAAGUCCAAAGAACAUAAUUUUGCCUUCAGCAAACAGGGCAAGCACCUGGAGAGCAUGCGGCUCCCCCUGGUGUCCGAUAAAAACCCCAUUGUUAAGAGUCCAAUUUUUACCCCUUCAAGUGGCAGACAUGAACAUGGACUAUUAAACCUCUAUCAUGCAAUGGAAGGUAUUAGUCACCUGCAUAUCAUGGUCGUGAAGGAGUAUGAGAUGCCACUUUACCGAAAGUAUUGGGCCAACCACAUCAUGCUGGUGCUUCCUAGCAUGUUUAACAAUGCUGGAGCUGGGGCUUCCAGGUUUCUUAUCAAAGAGCUGUCUUACCACAACCUGGAACUGGAGAGAAAUCGUAUGGAGGAGAUGGGAAUCAAACGUCAGUGUGUAUGGCCACUCAUUGUAAUCAUGGAUGACUCCUGUGUUUUGUGGAAUGUACAUGGCAAAGUUGCAGAGCAAUCAACCCAAUCCACAGAAACAGAUUCUGGUAUCAAGAAUGUCUCUCUGAAGUAUAUGCUACAGCACAUGGAAGCUACGCCAAAGAUCACCAACUAUGCAAUGCUGGGGAUCCAAAAGUGGAACAGCAAGUUAAAUUCCAGUUUCCUCAAGCGUUCCUUCUCCAGGUGUCAUGUUCAUGACUUUAUAUUGCUCAACGUGGACCUGACCCAGAACGUGCAGUAUGAUCUUAACAGGUACUUCUGUGAAGACAUAGACUUCAACCUUAGAGCAAACAGCGGAGGGUUGCUGAUUUGCCGCUUCAACAACUUUAGCCUAAUGAAGAAGCACAUACACGUGGGAGGACACAAGGACUUCAUUGUCAAGCCCAAAGUUAUGAUAACGGAAACUAUUGGUCCCAUCUCUCCUAUACAUUUUGUGUGUGCUCCGGACAGUGAGCAGACGCUCCUGGCAGCUCCAGCACAGUUCCUGCUGGAGAAGUUUCUACAGUACAGCGCUCUCAAGCUGUUUCCAAAGGCCUUGAACAAUCCCAGGAACCCAUUAUUGGCUGUAGACUGCUACCUGAAUCUAGGACCUGAGGUGACGCUGUGCUAUAUGAGCUCCAGACCACACUCUGUAAAUGUGAACUGUGAUGGACUUGCAUUCAGUGGACUUCUGCUUUAUUUGUGCAACUCCUUUGUCUGCGCAGGAAUGCUAAAGAAAUUCAGGUUUCUUAAAGGUGCUACACUCUGUGUUAUAUGUCAGGACAGGAGUUCUCUGCGGCAGACCAUUGUACGUUUGGAGUUGGAGGAUGAAUGGCAAUUCAGACUGCGCGAUGAGUUCCAGACUGCUAAUAGCAUCGAUGACAAACCACUCUAUUUCCUUACUGGGCGACACAUUUAAAUGUUGGAGACUUUUAUUUAUUUCCCUUUUGCAACAAAGUCACAGAAAAGUGGCUAUAAAAGGUUAGCCUGCGAAUGUGAAGAAGUUGGUGAAUUCAGAUGAAAAAAAUUUCUGAGUAAUGGAAGGACAGUCCACAUAACCAAGAUGACCUUUCAGGCCGUCUGUUGGACAAAUGAAGACUUCAGUGCUUUUGCCUUGUUUGAUUUCAAUAUUGGUGAUACGUACUUUCAUAAGUUAUCAUCCUGGGUCUUUGGACCAUCACAUUUGCAGGCUGAUUGAUUACCAACCUUUUAUAAUUAGCACAAAAAUGACUAGUGGAUAAAUCUCUUGCUAUGUUACCAAUUAUGUUUUUUAUGCUUUGUACAAUGCAAUUUGUGGCCAAACAAGACUUCUGGGAGACACCAUGCUGAAUGACGGGU